AGAUUAGGUACCUUUGUAGUUUACUCCAGGCUUUAUCAAUGUAUUAGGUAUUCUUAUUAAUUAACAACUACAACUUCAACUAUCACUUCAACUACAACUACCACUUCAACUACUACUACUACCACUAUCAAUACCACUACACAACGUCACUCUCAUACGUUAAUAACAUUCGCCCGCCGAGAAAUACCUAACUUUUAAUCCCAUAAUUAUAUCAAAACGAGAAAGCCGACGAUUAUAUUAGCGACAAGCUUCAAAUUAUAAGGGAUUACAUUCUUUCUUCACCCCUCUUGCUGCCCAGCAUGUUUCGGGGAACAGCAGUCGGACCUUAUGACGAGUCGAUCGCCAAGGCGACCGACGAGAAUCUCACCUCGGAGGAUUGGGGUGCUAUUAUCGAAGUCUGCGACAAAGUGACAAGCGAUCCAAAUGGCCCCAAUCAAGCAGUUCAGAGUUUAAUCAAGCGCUUGGCGCAUCGCAACGCCAAUGUCCAACUUUACACUCUGGAGCUCGCAAACGCGCUCUCUCAGAACUGCGGUAAGAAUAUGCACCGCGAGCUUGCCAGCCGCGCCUUUACCGAUGCCCUCCUUAAACUUGCCAACGACCGCAAUACACACCAACAAGUCAAAGUCAAGAUCCUCGAAAGGAUGAAGGAGUGGUCUGAUAUGUUUAGCAAGGAUGCCGACCUCGGGAUCAUGUAUGAUGCCUACUACCGUCUUAAGCAGAGCAAUCCGACAUUGCAGCCACCCUCGGCCCCGCAGAAGACCGGUCUUACCGAGUUGGAUCGACAAAAGGAAGAGGAAGAACUACAGAUGGCGCUAAAGCUAUCCUUACAAGAAGAGGACAGAAAAAAGGCACCACAACCCACUGCUUCUGUCGCAGGACCCAGCUCAAGCUCAAGCGUGGGUCCAAGUGCGGCUGCUGCUCCGGUCGAAUCGAUACCCUCUCACCCUACUGGCACGACAGCCGCUACGGUAUCGCGAGUACGCGCCCUCUACGACUUUGUGCCAUCAGAACCCGGCGAACUUGAGUUCAAGAAAGGGGAUAUUAUAGCUGUUUUAGAGUCCGUCUAUAAGGAUUGGUGGCGGGGCUCAUUAAAAGGCAGAACUGGCAUUUUCCCCCUGAACUACAUUGAAAAGCUUGCCGACCCGACUCCCGAUGAGCUCCAGCGCGAAGCGCAAAUGGAGGCCGAAGUAUUUGCCGAAAUCAAGAACGUAGAGAAGCUUCUUACACUGCUAAGCACCUCCAACGCAUCGCCGAGGGAAGAAGACAAUGAGGAGAUAUCAAAAUUAUACCACCAAACACUUGCUAUCCGACCUAAGUUGAUUAAGCUAAUUGAGAAGUACUCUCAGAAGAAAGAAGACUUCACACAGCUCAAUGAAAAAUUCAUCAAGGCCAGAAGAGAUUACGAGUCACUUUUAGAAUCUUCAAUGUCCCAUCCCCCUCAACCGAACUACCACCAGUAUGCGCCGCGACCAAUCAUAACUCACGGAUACGGAGUUCCGGGGGGUCCAGGGCCAGGUCCGAGCUUCGCUCCUCAGGGACCGCCGCCUGGCCAACAGGAACCCCAGAGGUUCUAUACGCCUGGACCUCAAGGGCCUCCCCCACAAGAGCAGAACCGGUACCAGGCUACAUCACCGCCUCCUAAUUUCCCACGGCCAUCAGCAACACCUGCUCCAUUUUAUCUACAAGGAACCGAAAUUCCUGCUCAACCAAGCCAGCCGCAACCUCAGCAAUACCCCCCAAGAGAUCAGCCCUCUCGGAUAGCUGCAGGGAAGCAGCCUGUUCCUCUGCAAACGUCUUCUCCGCCGCCGCCGCAAUCUUACCAAGCGUAUUCUCAACCUGCUCAGCCUGAACAACGGCCUCAGAGCACUUACGGUAAUCCCCAAGAAUUAGCCACAUCAGCCUACGACUCUCCCAUCGCGGCCACCCAUAAUCCCAGCAGGCCUGAUCCCUAUUCCGCGUCAGUCUAUUCUCAGGAAGACCCUUACGCCACAAGCCCAACAGCUACUGCCCCUCCCGCCUCAUUGGGUCCAACACAAGGCGGCCAGCCCCCUCUUGCUAUCGCACCUCACCCUUCAGGACCUGCCCAACCACAGUAUUCGGCAUACAAUCCCAAUGUCCAACGCCAGGACUCGUAUGAUGCUCCUUCUCAGGUACCCCCUCAGCCGACCGGGUCGGCGCCACCUAUCCCGCAGGGUAUCCAGCCGCCGCCCAGCGUGAUGGCACCGCCAUCCCUCCAACCAGGCGGGCCGGCAUUCGAUGCCCGGCAGUCGCUCCCGAGCCAAAUUUCGCAGGGCCCACCGCAGCAGCCUCAGUACAAGGCGUACGUACCACCGGGGAACGAACCUACCGCGCCACAGGACUUCUAUAGGCAAAAUGCAGCGUACUAGUGUAGGUAGAUAACAGAUAUAAUCAAGUAGAUGGUGAUAAGGCCGCAUAUAUAGGGGUUUAAUGGGAAUUCAACCUUUCGGGCCAAAAUCUUCAGCCCGAUUUUCUUUUACUAUGGGCAUCUACUGGUGGAGAGUUUUCGUAACUAGGCGAGGUUGAUUCCCCCCCCGUUCGUUCUAGUGGUUCUAGAGAAGUAGCAUGUUAGGUACCUAAAUAAUGGACGCGGUAUUACAUAUGAGUAACGUACUUGCGGACUUGAAGUGAAUAUGAUUAUAGUAGUGGAGGGUGCUUAAGAAAGGGUGAGUAAGGAGAUAAAAUAAAGCGCAACAAGUUUGCUCUUAGUGAUGAAGACAUGGUCAAGCGUGAUAGGUGUGUGC
This is a messenger RNA of Daldinia caldariorum, 2762 nucleotides long. RefSeq lists its product as uncharacterized. Gene Ontology annotation, cellular component: ESCRT-0 complex. Gene Ontology annotation, biological process: protein transport to vacuole involved in ubiquitin-dependent protein catabolic process via the multivesicular body sorting pathway. The record is from RefSeq and is a predicted model, not a curated record. The transcript has 5 exons. Gene Ontology annotation, molecular function: ubiquitin binding; phosphatidylinositol binding. The coding region runs from base 300 to 2387 and encodes 695 amino acids. NCBI's taxonomy places the organism in Eukaryota, Fungi, Ascomycota, Sordariomycetes, Xylariales, Hypoxylaceae.